AUGCCCAACCCUGCGCUCCUCCGUCUCGUGCGUUCCGCAUUGGAAAAUGCACCAGACGCGCUGCCGUUAGCCGACCUCCUCGCCCUCGUCGACGAGCUCGUUACCGAAUGCAAGGCGUCGCCCGAUCCUGCCACACAGAUAUAUCAGUUUGACGAAGACCUGCAGGCAAUACACCAUGAGGUCUAUGCAUCUCUUCAUCAGACUGAGACCUUUCUCGCUGUUCUAUCACGUCUGAGUGAUGUACUCCCAUCCACCUCUGUCAUGUCAUGGUUCGAUCUUGUCCUACGCCCUGCAUUGCGUGAACCCAAGCUUCCAACCCAGGCCGUCAAUCAUGCGAAGUGCCUCAUAGUCUCGACGCUCCAGAAGACGAACGAUGCGUACGCAGAGAAGGUUGGAGACUUCCGUAGAAGGCUGCUGGAACUCUACCUGCUAGACGCGUUCAACGAGGGAUCCGGUGAUGAUGUUUUGGAGUGGGCUGAACUAACCGAGGAGGAUAGGCAAAGGCGGACCCAGUGGAAACACAACCUUGAAGACAUUCUAGUCUCGUUUGGAAAUGAACGGCCAGAGGAAUUUCUCGAUGAGAUAGACCGACACUUCGCGACUGCUGCCUGGCGACUUCAGCUCGUUGCUCUCCUCAAUGUAUUCUCAUGUGCACCGAACUUCGCAUCCGCCACCGAGAUUCUCCCUAAACUCCCACUCAUGAAGAGCCUGCUAUAUUCGCUCUUCCUGGAUAACUCGUCCACACUAUGUACGCUCAGUCUCACUUUUCUGAUCAAGUUGCUCCCUUUCUUUGCUGUGCACGCUCGUCAAGACCUCAAGGAUAUGCUACCACGGCUGUUGGCAAUCCUGGCGAGGAUUAUGUGCUGGAAGGAAAGACGCGCUUCCAAAGUGAUGGCAGGCGAAGAUUUUGACCCGGCUUAUGCGCGGGAGCUCGAACGCGAAACCAAUCCUGUUCUCAAAAUAUCACCAGACAUUAAUUGGGAACGCCUCGACAUGUCAUUCGAUGCGACAGCAUCAUUACCACCUUCAUCACGACCUUACUUCACUAUCUUGUACUAUUUAUAUCCUUCCAAUGUCCUCAAGUUCCUCCGGGAACCCGUUCGUUAUCUCGGCGACGCGGAGAUACCAAGCCCAUAUGUCGAAUCUUGGGAAGAAGCUUUCGACCUAAACGAGAUUCAUCGACGCAGCGAGAACCUCGCUCGUGAACAUAAUUGCCACCCGCUUCUCGUCCGGCGGGAUGGUAUCAUCGAACUUUCUGAGCCCGAAUUCUGGACCAAAUACACGAUCACCCGUAUCGUCAGCGAGGCGCACAUGCUCGAUCUUCGUAAUCUUAUCGUCGCACUCCAAGCACGGUAUCUUCAACACACGAAACCACCUGCCACGCAAAAUAUGGCAGAUCAAGACGAGCCUUCUCCAGAGGAUAUCCAUUCACCCCAGUUUAUGCGACCUAUCGAUCUAACAUCAGGGAAAGCCGUAAUCUCUUUACAAGAUAUGAUUAACACUACCAUAGCCCUCAAGUCUAAUCUCGACGUGGAAGUUAUACAACCCAGUUCUCAAUGGCCACAUUCCUUAUUCUCGACCAACUCCAUCCCUUCAUCUGAAAACAACAGCCCUCCAGCUUUAGCUUCUUUGCAAGAGGACGAAAACACCACUCAUGUAGCACAAGCUAUAUCCGGAUUGCAAAGAGAGGUGCUCCUCCUGCGGAACGACCUCAACUUUGAACUGUGGCUGUCUCGCGAAAAUUCUGAACGUAUUGGUUCGUUGUAUCAGGACAGGAUAGUUAUGAGGACAGCCGAAGCUGAACGUCAAGGCCUGUACAACAAACUUCGAAACUAUCGGUCGCAAGUAAUCAGGCUCGAAAGCGAAUUACGCGAGCAUAAGCAGCAGGCUUCGAGCGCGAAGAACAAAUAUGCAGAUUGGAACACGGAACUGCAGAAGAAAUUGAAAGAGCUGCGUGAAGAGAAGAAGAGCUGGGUUUCAGAAACGGCCGCGCUGCGAACUGCAGAGAAGGAGACGAAGGCCCACUUCGUUGCUCAAGGAAAACUGUUGGCUGACGCGACGCAAGAGGUUUUCCGUCUACAGACGCAGAAGAAGGAGAACCAACAUAAAGUCGACAGGCUGCAUGACUACGAACGCCAAAUCGAACAAUAUAUCAAGGUCCAGAGGUUGUGGGAUGAAGACUUUGCGAAGUUCAACGCACGGGAGCAGGAAAUCCAAGACAUGAAAACCCAAUACAAGCAGAUGCAACUCCGUCUCGAGAGCAUGGAAAGGGCAGGAGAAGGAAUGGAGGAAAAUGCUCGGGGUUAUCGUCGCCAAAUACAAGCACUCGAGGCGAAGCUGAAUCAUAUACGGCACAGACCAGAAAGCCCACGGGUCACGUUCGCACAGGAGUUGGCUACAUUUUCGGAGGAGAAAGCCAACAUGAAAGCAGCGAAUGAGACACUGCGUGAUGAGAACAUGGAGCUGAGGGAAGAAGUGGAGGAGCUAAAGGCUAUGGUAGAGCUCCUAAAAUCCCAGCAUACAGGCCGAAGAGGACUGGUGUCAGAGCGGUCAAGUCCUAUCCUCACAUCUUUUGUGUUGUGA
This is a messenger RNA of Cyclocybe aegerita, 2583 nucleotides long. Lineage: Eukaryota; Fungi; Basidiomycota; Agaricomycetes; Agaricales; Hemipholiotaceae. The record is from the annotation of a GenBank genome assembly.